CACGGAGUGAAAUUCUGUGCCUUUGACUCUCCUUACUUUAAUUGCACUCCCCGCCCGUGGAACCCUCCGUCUCGCUCGCAAACUCGCUAUGUUGCCCUAAGGGGUUUCACGAUUUGUGGAUUGGAAGCUGACAAUCUCAAAGGCGGUUGACGCCGUUUCUCCUACAGAUCUCAAAAAAGCUUGCCGUCUUUUAGCUCACGAUCAAAUCUCUCCCGAGUGUCUUUCGAGAGAUGAGGUAGCGUACUCGGCAGUUUUGAGCGCUUGCUGGAGGAAGAAGGAUGGCGGACGUCACCAUUGCCGCUAUCAACGAGUUAAAGGCCCUUCCUCAGGGCUUGCAUUGGUUCUGCUCUCGAAGCACUGAUGACGAAGUAGACCGCUGCUACGAUGAGGACUUCACCCAGAACGAGCUCCAGAUGGAGAAUCAGGAUAAGCGAAAUGAACGACGAGAGAAGGCAGAGGCAGCAUCGAAGAGAAAGCGGACGGUGUUGAGCGCGGUCCAGAUCUUCGCAUUCGACGGCGAGGAAGCAGUCCCUCUGCAGGACUAUGUCCGGAACGGCCUGGAGCAUCUAAUGCAGACGUGCGAUGUGUGUGUUCGAACGUAUCACGCGGCUCGGUCUGAGCUGGGCGAGAUACUUAUGGCUGAAUAUCAUGCCGAAGAGGUGGCUGCGUUCAUGGAAAGGUUCGAUGGCAUCAAUGUGGAGCGCAUCAGGAAGGGCCUCCAACAUGCGGAGCGACAAUUGUUGCACUUGGCUCCCGAAAAGAGAAGAGUUGGCAGCCUGGACCCUGAGGGCCUUUACGCUUUGUUUGAGGCCAUGAAUUGCGAACCAUACCUGCGUAACGAACAGCUCAUGCAGGAGACCUUCGACGAGCCAUUCCGCCUUGUGCAGACAACCAAGAAGCUGCGCUUGCCCACGUACCUUCCAGCGUUCACGUAUUUCGUCUUCAGUGAUAACAUGGAGCGGUUGGAAUGGGCCCGAUAUGCCUGGAAUAAGCUGAGCAGGCCACCGACCGAGCACGAAUUCACAUAUAUGAUCCGCAAACCUUUGGAGCUCGCCCUACGACGUGUGCAAAUGUCGGCCCUUGAAGUGGGCUUUCUUCCAGCCUUCUGGCGUGGCGUUAGCAUCGUUGUUCCCAAAUUGACCGGCGAGCUCGUGAUGAAUUCACUCCGCCCCAUGGAAGCUAACAUUCAUCGAAUGUGUCUCGACCAAUUCUCGCUCAAAGAGAUCAAUGUGGAGACCUUCGCGUAUCUUGUCUCGACUUGGAAGGAGCUGAUAGAGAAGUCUCCUGAGGCGUUCUGGGACACACUUCGAUCUAUUCCUCCAAAGGCUAUCAUCGAGCAAUGCUUCCGAAGCCCUGCUUUGCACGAGAUCCUCGUGCGACCCGAUACACAGGGCUAUCCUCCUUUAGAAAACGUAUUCUCGUGGAUCCGUCCAUUUAUGGCUACCAUCAAGGGCAAUCCUGUCGCAGCUUGUGGUGCACUUGCUCGAGAAUUCGUGUCCCGGAGCGAGAACGAUCAGCUUGCUAGCGAAGCAAGAUCGUACUGCUUCACUUUGGCACUGCACGUCAUCCAGCAGACACUUCAAGGGAUGAUCAGGCCACCCAGCUUUGAGGCGUAUGUGGGCUCUGCGGUGGCCGCCGAGAUGCUUGAGCAGGUCAAUGAAUAUUUGCCUUUGAUUCUACAAUACACCCGAGGCAUCAAGAAUGGAGCGAAACCCAGUGAAGAUGCUGCUGCUGCCUUGAGCAUAAUUGAGAGCGCCGUCGCCCUUGAUUGUUUGACUCUUGUCCAGGAUCGUAAAGCUGUACAGUUUCAUAAGCCGCGCGGACACACUGCGCCUAAGCGUUCGGACGAAUUUUGGAAUCGCUUAACAAAUGGCAUUAGCUCGAGCGACCAGGCACUAGCUACGAGAGUCCUCAUAGGGGCUCGCGAGCUAGUUGGACUUGAAAAGUUCAGUCCGAAGUUUUCGCCGCGAGUUGCUGAUGAUCCCAAGCAAUUUGCCGCCGCCUUCGAUGCUAAAUGCUCCCAGCUGUCCAACUUUCUUGGGAGGGUGUCAGACUUUCCAACUUUCCAGCUUGCGGGACUCUUCAAGACCGAGGAAACGGCACAGGGCAUCGUACACAUUCUCUUUUCUUCCGACGUAAACGUACGUCAAGGCGCCGUGGAGAUUCUCAAGGCGAUGAGCGAGAAGACGGGCCGUGACGACGCUAUUGCAUAUACCUUGGACAACGCUUUCUAUACCUUUCUGAAGGCUUUCACCGUCUCAAUGACCGACAUCUGUGGCAAGGUCAUCUUCACGCCGAUGCCAGGCAUGAUCAAGUUAUGUAAUGAUGUCGUAGAUGUACUAUGCAAUCCUUCAAAUGGCAUUCUGCGCAUGAAAGAUUUGGUUGAGCAGGAGUGUGACGCUGUUAAGGCAUUUUGGAAAGCGUUAUGGUCUGUCUUGACGACCAUAUUCCAGAAUAUGGAAGGCUGGGGCACGCAAGGUCAUGACAAGCAAUUUAUGAUGGACUUUUGCCGGGACACCAUGCAGUUUGCCGAUACCCUUUUUGAUCACUACAGUGUCUUCCUCAAUGCUAUUCGAGAUGAUUACGAGGACGAGCAGCAGAACCGAGAGCAAGCUAAGGAUCUUCUCCAACAUCCUAGGGAUUCUAUGAACACCAUGGUGCGGUGGCUACGGUUACGGGAUGAAUUUCUCAUCGAGAAGAUUUUGACUCUGGUCACCAGCUUAUUGGCUCGGCUUAGCAAAAGCAAGGUUGACGCCACUGAAGCAUCGCUAGACUAUAUUGAAGAUGUCGCAGCCAAAAAGAUCAGAACGAACCUUAAGGAGCUGCAGCUUGCUCAGCUUAGAGAAGCGAUUGACAAAUACUCCGAUCGCCGCAUCGCUCAGCGGGUUGUAGAGGAGAAAAAGAAGGUCGUGAAGCAGACUUCGCUGAACGCUUGGGCUACCUCCGGCCGAACCAAAGACGAUGCGAUCGACCUUGACUCUGAUCUUGAGGCUGCACAGAGGAAGGUCAUUACAGAUGCGACCAAGGCGGCUGAGCGCUUCAAGCAACUCAAGGAACAAAGGGAGAAGAAAUUACCGAUAACUAAGAAGCAGGCAAUUCCUCCGGCUAGAAAGAAUGUUAUUGAUCAAAGCGAAUUCAUCCGCAAGCGAAGACUCGAGGAAGAAGAAGCACGCAAGAAGAAGGCCGCACUUGCUGCCGCGGCGAGAGGCAGUAUUCCAGGUCCCGGAUCGGCGCUCAAUAGUGUGGGUGUUCUAGCGAAGGAUCAUAGUGUAAAAGGUGAAGGAGUAAUGGUAGACUCGGACGAGUCGAGCUCGGAUUCAUCGGAUUCUGAUGAUGAUGACGAGAAUGAUCUUGAUCGCGAGCUUUUUGGCCCGAAGAGGAAAACCGCAAAACCAGCCAACGCAAUGUCUGAGGCGGAUGCUGCAAAGCUGCUUUCAAAAGGGCCUGUUAAGGUUCGUAAGGUUGUGAGAUCUGCUAAGGACAUGCGCGCUCGUCUUGCUCCUGACCUGUCAAAACUCCAUCAAGAGAUUUUGAGCUGGGACUACUUCCACAACGGCUACUAUCCACCAAACUCGCGUGCGGAUGCGUAUCAAAGGGUGCCUGAGAGCCUGCAGGAUCCAAGCAUGUACAAAAAUAUCUUCCAGCCACUCUUGGUGCUCGAAACAUGGCGUAAAAUUUGCAACGACAAGGAUCAGGAGGCGCAGAAUCGCCCGUACGAGAUCAAGAUCAUCAGUCGCGCGUUGGUAGAUGCCUUUGUGGAGGUCAGUUGUAGCAUACCGCGCGCGCCAGAACAAGAGCGACUCGAGGUUUCGGAGGGAGAUCUCGUUUUGCUUUCCAAAGCUCGAGAUCCUACAGGCUCCCCCGACUCGCCUUCCUGCCUAAGCAGAAUUCAUAAGGUGACCAGAAAGAAAGCACACGUCGAAGUGCUGUAUCGCGUAGUCCCUGGUAACAAAUUUAUGAGCUCGAUCAAUGGGGGGGUUACCGUUUGGGCAAUGAAGGUUGAUUCUCUCAUAACUGUUGAGAGAGAGUACGGCGCCUUGAUGGGUUUGCAGUAUUAUGAUCUUUGCGAUUACAUUUUGCAGGCAACUCCGUCGCGGCUGCUAACGUAUGGGGAGACUGCGUUGAAACCAUUAAUGGACAAUUACAAGUUAAAUCAGGCCCAGGCGAAGGCUGUAAAGAGUGCUUUGGAUAAUGAUGCCUUCACCCUCAUUCAAGGCCCACCUGGUUCCGGCAAGACAAAGACCAUCAUUGCUACUGUUGGCGCUCUUUUGACGGAUGCGCUCAAGGAUCGAAGCACGGCGGUUACUCGUCCUGGCAUGGCAAAUGGUGCUGCCCCUGUGCGAACCACAAGCAAAAAGCUGCUCGUCUGCGCUCCAAGUAACGCCGCUGUUGACGAACUUGUUUUGCGUUUCAAGGAAGGUAUUAAAUUAUCUUCCGGACAAGAAAAGAAGAUCAACGUAGUGCGACUUGGUCGCAGUGAGAAGAUUAAUCCCCAGGUUUUGGAGGUCACGUUGGAGGAGCUGGUCACUGCAAGGCUGAACAAGGCAGCUGGCUUUUCGGAGAAUCAACGGAUGGAGACGAAGAAGCUGAUGGACGAGCAUCAAGAUGUUUCGCGGAAACUAAAUGAAGCUUACGAUAAACGUGAUUCAGCUGCAGGUAAAGGCGCGAACGCAAGUGCGAUUGAAGAGGAGAUCAACAUGUAUAGACGUCGGAAGAAGGAAUUGUCGCUCUUGAUUGAUCAAGCGAAAGACAAGGAACAGAACACCGUCCGUCAGAACGAUCUUGAGAAAAAACGAAUUGAGCAGCAAAUCUUGGACGAAGCACACAUUCUCUGCGCGACCCUCAGCGCUAGCGGUCAUGAAAGGUUCCAAAAUCUCAGUCUGGAGUUUGAAACGGUCAUCGUCGAUGAAGCCGCACAAUGUACUGAGUUACAGGCACUUAUUCCGCUCAAGUAUGGAUGUUCGAAAUGCAUCCUUGUCGGAGAUCCCAAGCAGUUGCCACCAACCACAUUCAUGGACGCCAAGCUCAACUUCCAGUACGAACAGAGUUUGUUCGUACGCAUGCAGAACAACUCGCCCGAGGAUGUCCAUCUUCUGGACACGCAGUAUCGUAUGCAUCCGGAAAUCAGCUUGUUCCCAAGCAAGUGCUUCUACGACAGCAGGCUGCUCGAUGGUCCGGAAAUGGCGAAGCUACGGGCGAAACCCUGGCACAAGGAUCCAAUCCUUGGUCCGUAUCGUUUCUUCGAUGUUCAGGGCCAGCAGUCGUCCGGACCACGUGGCUCAUCUUUGACAAACAGAAUGGAGAUUGAUGCUGCGAUGCGUUUGUACGAAAAGCUUCUAGCAACUUGUUCGACUUAUGAUUUCAGGGGCAAGAUCGGAAUCAUCACACCGUACAAAGCACAGUUCAACGCACUCAAGCAGCGAUUCCAAGAGGAGUAUGGAAAAGGCAUCGUGGACACGAUCGAAUUCAAUACUACAGAUGCCUUCCAGGGCCGUGAGUGCGAGAUCAUCAUUUUCUCUUGUGUACGUGCCUCCGAGGGAAGCAUCGGUUUCUUGAAUGACUAUCGCCGUAUGAACGUCGGUCUUACACGCGCAAAAUGUUCUCUGUGGGUGUUGGGCAACACGCGAUCGCUUGUGAAUGGCAAAGAUUGGAGAGCGAUGAUCGAAGAUGCACAGGCGAGACAGAGGAUAUCACCUGCGAAAGACAUCGACCUAGGCCAGUCGAUCACCGCUGCGGGUUCGUACCGCCCGAUUCAAACGCCGAUAUCUUCACUCACUUGUGACGACGGAGACGUCAAAAUGGGCGGAUACUCGGGUGUCAACUCAUCAGACGCUUCGCGGCGUUCUUCCAUCAGCUCUGCAUCUGUCAACUCUAAGUCAUUCCCCACUGUCCCCGGCAAGGAUCGCAUCAAGACAGAGUUCUCGCGGCGUGUGAAAGAGGAAGCCAGCGAUUUGGACGUGAAGGUUGCCUUAUCGUCCGAUAGCGAGGACAAUAAGUCAUCGGUAACGUCGGAGAGCUACAUCAAGAAGGAGUUGAACGACGGACACCAGAUGGGCAAGCAGCAGCAGACCAAUCACAUAUCUGCACCAGGACCGCCCUCCAGGGCUUCGUCCGGAGCUGCUCCGGGCUUCCUAGUACCCAGACCUUCGGGUCAGAUGCCUGUCAAGCGAAAAAAGCCACAGGCCAAUCCCCUGCUCGACAGCAAGCGACCGAAGAAAAAGUGAGCACGGACAGGAAGGCUCAUCACAAUAAUGGCCAGAGCAAAAAACACGAGUUGUUCUCCUGGCGUGGUCUGACGCAUCCAUGGACUUCCAUCGGCAUAGCACAAGGAGUUUUGUCUGCAUUUUAGGAGUUCUGAUUAGAGUAGAAAGUGACAAUCCCCUUGAAAGCUCCUUGAUGGACAAUCCACAAGGAGGGCAGACUAGUUGAACAUGGCAAGAACUUCACCAGGCACGUAGAGAAAAAAGCACAAUCACCCUUCGCGUGGAAAGUGAUUGGCAGGGAUAGUCUUUUUUGUGAUCUAAGAGGCUUGUCGCAAACUUCGGCUCUUUGGCAAAGUGAUUCACGUUGCACA
Verruconis gallopava is the source of this 6574-nucleotide messenger RNA. RefSeq lists its product as uncharacterized. The coding region runs from base 279 to 6224 and encodes 1981 amino acids. Gene Ontology annotation, biological process: termination of RNA polymerase II transcription. Gene Ontology annotation, molecular function: helicase activity; transcription termination site sequence-specific DNA binding. The transcript has 2 exons. Gene Ontology annotation, cellular component: nuclear body. The record is from RefSeq and is a predicted model, not a curated record. Lineage: Eukaryota; Fungi; Ascomycota; Dothideomycetes; Venturiales; Sympoventuriaceae.